CGGUCAGAAGAAAAUCAGCCAUUUCCACACCCGUGAGAGAGAGAGAGAGCCCCAAAUUCCGAAAGAGAGGGUUGGACAGCCCAUCUCACCCUUUCAAUGGCCGAAUCUCAGAACCCCACCAUUUCAAUGGCCCAAUCUCAAAACCCCACCACCAUCAUUGAAUCUCUAGGUGAAGAAAUCAUCAGAAUCAUAGCUCCUGUCUCCACAUGCAUGCUCCUUGUCGUCCUCCUUGUCACCAUUCUCAAUACCUCUUCUUCUACUUCUUCUUCCUCAUCUCUCACCACCAUUGCUACCAUUGCCUACAAUGAAAACUCCUCAGACUCUGAUUGGAGCAAGUUCGUCGGCGCUCUCCUCAACUCCCUUGUCUUCGUUGCCAUCGUCACCGCCAUCACUUUCCUUCUCGUCCUCCUCUUCUACUUCAGGUGUAUCAGAUUCCUCAAAAUCUACAUGGGUUUCUCUGCCCUUGUUGUCCUCGGCUUCAUGGGUGGCGAGGUCGCUCUCCUCCUCAUCAAGGACUUCCGCAUCCCCAUUGACUGCAUCAGCUUCCUCAUUGUCCUCCUCAAUUUCACUGUCAUGGGCGCCAUCUCCGUCUUCACGUCGCGGGCCCCGAUCCUGGUCAAUCAGGGGUACUUGGUGGUGAUCGGGAUGCUCGUUGCUUACUGGUUCACACUGCUGCCCGAAUGGACCACUUGGGUCCUGUUGGUUGCCAUGGCUUUGUAUGAUUUGGCCGCUGUCUUGUUGCCAGGUGGGCCGCUGAAGCUCUUGGUCGAGCUUGCAAUUUCUAGGGAUGAGGAUAUACCGGCUUUGGUUUAUGAGGCACGGCCCGUUACCGAUUGUGGGUCGGCGCCAGCUUCAGCACCAGGUGCUGAGAGAAGGUUGUGGAGAGGAAGGAGGGAUUCGGGUUCUUACUUGGGUGGUUCUUCUUCGAAUUUGAAUCCGAAUUUGACUGUUGGCGAUCUUCUCCAGAAGGACACUGCAUUGGCUAUUGCUGAAGAGGGACAUGUUUUGGGUGGGCCAGCUGCUGAGUUAUCGGCACCAUUAAUCAAUCGGCGACUGGAAAGGCCGGAUGCGCGGGGAGAAGAAGCGGCAUUGGAUGAAAGUGGGCAGUUUGAAUUCGAAGGAAUUGGGUUGGGCUCAUCUGGUGCAAUCAAGUUGGGGCUAGGGGAUUUUAUCUUUUAUAGCGUGUUGGUCGGAAGGGCCGCAAUGUAUGAUUUCAUGACGGUCUAUGCUUGUUAUCUUGCUAUUAUAGCUGGCCUUGGUAUCACUUUGAUGCUUUUAGCUUUUUACAGGAAGGCAUUGCCUGCUCUUCCUGUGUCUAUUGCUCUAGGCGUCUUGUUUUACUUCUUGACUCGGAUUUUUCUAGAAUUGUUUGUUGUCCAAGUUUCAGUAAACUUGCUAAUGUUUUAGAUUAAAAAAUUGAAUUUAUGGGAGUUUAUGUUUAUGAAAAAAAUUAUGCUUAUCGA
Messenger RNA from Magnolia sinica, 1463 nucleotides. RefSeq names its product presenilin-like protein At2g29900. Gene Ontology annotation, biological process: protein processing. Gene Ontology annotation, cellular component: nucleus; membrane. Lineage: Eukaryota; Viridiplantae; Streptophyta; Magnoliopsida; Magnoliales; Magnoliaceae. The transcript has a single exon. Gene Ontology annotation, molecular function: aspartic endopeptidase activity, intramembrane cleaving. The record is from RefSeq and is a predicted model, not a curated record. Bases 97 to 1407 code for a protein of 436 amino acids.